AUGCUUCACUGUCUAUUAAAGGAACCCUCCCUGGAUCCGCCGGCGCCGGCGCCGCCGCCGCCGCACCCUUCCCCAAACCCACCUAACGUUAUUCCAAAAUAUCCCCGAAACGCACUCAAUCAACUGAGCUGCCAGGCCAACUUCCGGCUCAUCUGCGACCACCUGGUCGACAUCACACGCCGGAGGAAUCUCCCUGGAGGCCGAGCCCUCCACGCCCACGUCAUCAAAUCGGGCUUCGGCGCGGUCCCUCUCGUCUGCAACAACUUUAUCAACUUCUACUCCAAGCUCCAGCUACCUCACUCGUCGGAGCAGAUCUUCCACGAGACCCCCGUCAAAUCGUCGACAACAUGGAGCUCCAUCAUCUCGUGCUUCUCUCAGAACGAGCUCCCCUUUCGCGGGCUCGAGUAUUUCAAGCUGAUGCUGAAGAAUAAAGGUAUGGUCCCCGACGACUACAUCUUCCCCUGCGCGACCAAAUCGUGUGCGAUGGUCAACGACCGCCGGUUGGGCCGGUCGGUGCACUGCUUAGCGAUUAAAAUUGGGUUUGGCCUGAACGUGCACGUGGGAAGCUCUGUGGUUGACAUGUACGCCAAAUGCGGGAGUUUGGUGGACGCUCGGAAGUUGUUCGACCAAAUGCCUGAGAAAAAUGUGGUGACUUGGAGUGGGAUGAUAUCCGGGUACACGCAGAUGGGGGAACAUGAGGAAGCCAUGAGGCUUUUUAAGGACGCGUUUUCUGAAGGUUUGGAGUACGUUAAUGAUUUCACGUACUCGAGCGUGAUACGUGUAUGUGGGAACUUGACCCUUUUCGAAUUAGGCAGGCAAAUCCACGCUUUAUGCCUGAAAACGAACUAUGACCGAACCAGCUUUGUUGGGAGUGCUUUGAUCUCAAUGUACUCGAAAAGCGGCGUGAUCGAGUGCGCUCACAGAGUGUUUAACGAGGUUUCGGAUAAGAAUUUGGGGUUGUGGAACUCUAUGUUGAUUGCUUGCGCUCAGCACACGCACACGGAGAAUGUGUUUGAGUAUUUCAAGAAAAUGCAGAAUACUGGCGUGAGGCCGAACUUCAUUACGUUCCUGUGCAUGCUCUAUGCUUGCAGCCAUGCUGGCCGAGUGAAUGAAGGAAAACGCUAUUUUGCUAUGAUGAGGGAAUACGGCAUAGAGCCCGGCAGUCAACACUAUAGUUCAAUGGUUGACCUGCUCGCACGAGCUGGCAAACUUGACGAGGCCAUGAAAGUAAUCGACGAGAUGCCGAUGCUGCCAACAGAGUCCGUCUGGGGAGCUUUGCUGACCGGGUGUCGGAUCCAUAAAAAUACAGAGCUAGCUAGCUCGGUGGCUGAUAGGGUCUUUGAAUCCGGGCCCGUGAGCCCGGGCCUUCAUAUGCUUCUGUCUAAUGCUUACGCGACAGCUGGAAGGUACCAAGAGGCAGCUAAAGCUAGAAAAAUGCUCAAGGACCGCGGGCAGAAAAAGGAAACGGGUUUGAGUUGGGUCGAGGAGAAUAAUAGGGUCCACACGUUUUCAGCAGGUGAUAGAAAGCACGAAUUGUGUGGCGAGAUUUACAGAAAACUGAAGGAAUUGGGCAAAGAUAUGGAGAAGGCGGGUUAUGUUGUGGAUAUGAGUCACGUGUCGAAAGAAGUUGACGAUGAGGAAAAAAAACUGGCGAUAAGGUUUCACAGUGAGCGGUUGGCGAUCGUGUUUGCGUUGAUUACGUUCCCGGCCGGGAGGCCGAUUAGGAUUAUGAAGAACUUGCGUGUUUGUGGUGAUUGUCAUGUCGCGAUAAAGUUUAUGUCCAAGUGCACGGGAAGGGUUAUAACGGUGAGGGAUAAUACUCGGUUUCAUAGGUUCGAGAAUGGGGAGUGUUCUUGUGGUGAUUAUUGGUGA
Striga hermonthica is the source of this 1872-nucleotide messenger RNA. The record is from the annotation of a GenBank genome assembly. NCBI's taxonomy places the organism in Eukaryota, Viridiplantae, Streptophyta, Magnoliopsida, Lamiales, Orobanchaceae.